AUGGUGAAUGCCCCUUUCUGCUUCGUAACACUGCCAUACAGCGUAGACAGGCGUCUACAGGGAUCAACGUGGAAGCAACAGCAGGACAGGAUCAGCAGCAAAACGAAGAGCGCAAGGAAACGGCAGCUAGCAGAGACGCCGCAAACGCUGAAAGCUCAGCAACGGACGGAGGAUAAGCGCUCGGGUUCUAUGCGUCCUUGGCCAGUUCUUCGCUUCAUCAAAGACGCUACCUUCUUCUUUAACCCUUUUCGGGAUCCAAACGCUCGGCCAAACCCGACGGAAAGACUUGUUCAGCAGCAGGCGAUGCCGCGUGCGGACCCAGAACGAGCGCCGGGCGGACUUGUACUGGUCGCUGGGGCCACUGGCCUGCUCGGGAGACGCGUCGUAGCGCAACUGCUUGCUGCUGGGUACUCGGUGAGGGCUCUAGUUCGUUCAGAGAAACGGGCGGAGCAAGCACUUGGCAACUUGAAGUAUCCAAAGUCGAAGCUCGGGGAACGCGCUGCACCAGGGACUCUGCAGCUGCUCUUUGGCGACCUGUAUAACGUUCCACCCGAAGGUGUUCAGGAUGUGACUGCCGUAAUCUGCUGCACUGGUGUGAAGAUCGGUCCUCAGGACGAUACUCCUGAUCGUGACAAAUACGGCCAAGGAAUCAAGUUUUACGAGCCAGUAGUGCUCGAGGACACCCCCGAGAACGUGGAAUACCGGGGCGUGCAGAACCUCGUGAGCUGCGCACGGGACGUGCUCGUUAGCGGCCAAAAGAUCGUACUGAUGGACUUUGAGGAUGCGGAGACAGCCGCGCGGCAAUGGGGUCCGGUCGACGACGUCGUCAUGGGCGGAGUGUCAGCGUCGAAACUGAGCUUCCCCGAACGAGGCAUUGGUCGCUUUUCAGGCCUUGUCCGCACGGAUAAUUUCGGGGGCUUCGCUUCCGUGCGAACGCUGCCUUUCCAGAUGCCACUCAACCUACAAGGCUAUGACGGAAUUGAACUCUUGGUCCGCGGCGACGGCAAGCGCUACAAGUUCAUCAUACGCUGCGAUGAUCGCUGGGACGGCAUUGCCUACUCAUGCUCAUUUGAUACCGAGGAUCAUCGCUCGACAAAAGCAUGCCAACGAAUUCGUCUGCCGUUUGAGCGCUUUGUGGCGGUAUUUCGGGGAUCCACCAGGCCGAAUGAGCGUCCACUGGAUCGGAGCAACAUCCAGGCGUUCCAGAUCAUGCUGUCGAAGUUUGAAUAUGACGGGGCGUUGAACCCUGGCUUCAAGGCCGGGGAUUUCUGCCUCGAGUUCCGCUACAUCGGUGCAUAUCGGGAUGUGCUCGGAGCAGAAGCAGACAGAGUGCGUGGUCAUGGGGCACAGGUGGUGGCUGGCGGCACCGCAACUCAACGUCCUCGGUUCAUCCAUAUCUCAUCGGCCGGAGUGACUCGGGUGCUGCGUCCGGACGAGUUUCCGGAUCUGAGCAAGGAACCUCCCGCUGUACGGAUGAACGCACAACUCGGCCGUGUACUCGAAUGGAAGCUCGCUGGUGAGGAUCUCGUUCGCAGUAGUGGGAUUCCGUAUACCAUCAUUCGCCCGUGUGCGCUCACGCUGGAGGAGGCGAGCGGGCUUUCCGCUUUGCGCCUGGAGCAGGGUGAUUGGCUUCGUGGCCAGGUCUCUCGUGACGACGUUGCAGCGCUGGCGGUGGCCUGCCUCGAUGAACCCGCCAUGGAGGGCAAGACGGUCGAGGUGGCAACGAGUGCGGCAACUGAGCGUCCGACGAUGCAUUCGCUUCGUGAACGAGCACUGCAGCUGGAACGUGAUCAGGAUGCAAUCCAGCGCAAGUUUGCUCCGUUCCCUUACGUUCCGCAAGGCUCAUAA
Cyanidioschyzon merolae strain 10D is the source of this 1848-nucleotide messenger RNA. RefSeq lists its product as hypothetical. The transcript has a single exon. NCBI's taxonomy places the organism in Eukaryota, Rhodophyta, Bangiophyceae, Cyanidiales, Cyanidiaceae. The record is from RefSeq and is a predicted model, not a curated record. The coding region runs from base 1 to 1848 and encodes 615 amino acids.